Molecule: messenger RNA, 574 nt
Organism: Thamnophis sirtalis
Lineage: Eukaryota; Metazoa; Chordata; Lepidosauria; Squamata; Natricidae
Source: RefSeq, a predicted model, not a curated record
CGGCGCCAGCGGAGCCGGUAUGGCGACGUCGGCGGGGGCGGCGAGUGUUCCGGGGAAGCCGAAGACCUCGCCCAAGUCCGUCAAGUUCCUCUUCGGCGGCCUGGCCGGGAUGGCGGCCACGGUCUUCGUGCAGCCGCUGGACCUGGUGAAGAACCGGAUGCAGCUGAGCGGGGAGGGCGCCAAGACGCGCGAGUACAAGACCAGCCUGCACGCCGUGGGCAGCAUCCUCCGCCAGGAGGGGCUGCGCGGCAUCUACACCGGCCUCUCAGCGGGGCUGCUCCGCCAGGCCACCUACACGACCACCCGGCUGGGCAUCUACACCGUCCUCUUCGAGCGGCUGACGGGCCCCGACGGGACGCCCCCCGGCUUCCUCCUAAAGGCGCUCAUCGGCAUGACGGCUGGCGCCACGGGGGCCUUUGUGGGCACCCCCGCCGAGGUGGCCCUCAUCCGCAUGACCGCCGACGGCAGGCUGCCCCCCGAGCAGCGCCGCGGCUACAGCAACGUCUUCAACGCGCUGCUGCGGAUCACCCGCGAGGAAGGCAUCCCCACGCUCUGGAGGGUAGGCGGGGCUGGG